Messenger RNA from Emericellopsis cladophorae, 2388 nucleotides. RefSeq lists its product as uncharacterized. NCBI's taxonomy places the organism in Eukaryota, Fungi, Ascomycota, Sordariomycetes, Hypocreales, Bionectriaceae. The record is from RefSeq and is a predicted model, not a curated record. The transcript has a single exon. The coding region runs from base 1 to 2388 and encodes 795 amino acids.
AUGAGCUCCGUCGAGUACAACCUGCGCACCUUGCCCACCACAUCCAUCACGCUCUUCCCAGCCCGCGCCCAGAUCUCGCGCGAGGUCGGAGACGUCCCGCUGCAGCCCGGCACCAACGAGGUCACCAUCAUCGGCCUCUCGCCCACCACGGACGAACACUCCAUCAAGGUCGAAGGCAGUGGGGAGGCGACCAUCUCCAACAUCACCGUCGAGAGACUGGCCAACACGGAGCAGUUCGACGACGUCUACCCCGACGAGGAUGAGGAUAUCUUGUCAGGCUCAGAUGACGUCGACACGGAUGACAACGACGAUGACGAGGAUCUCAAGGAGGAUGAAGAGCUGCGCGCUGCCAAGGCAGAGAGGCAGCAGAUCAUGGACAGCAAGGAGCUCACCUCUCAUCGCAUCUCCUGCUUACAGCACAACAACGGCGCACUAGACGGCUACAUCACCAAUGUCCGUGCCGAGCACAAUACAAAUGUCGAGGAGGCAUCCGAGGCGUACCAGCGACUCCGCCAGAACAACUACCGGGGUCUCCUCGCCGCGCAAGCCGACCAGCGCCACCAAGAUGAGCUCCUGAAAAGAAUGGACGCCAAGAUACGCCGCCUGACCAAGCGCCAUCGCAAGCAGACAGCCCAAGCACGCCGCCAGAAGCGCCUCUCCAAACUCAACCGGGUCAAGGAGCAGCUCAAGGCUUCGCGAGCCGAGGAGCAGCGGAUCAAGGAGAAGCGACGCAUCCGCACGGAGCGCAGCAAGUUCUGGCCCAAGUACGUCUAUGCGGUGCGCAUCCAGCUCGAGGUCAGCGCCUCUCUGCCGUCGCACGGGCAGACCUGCAGCCUGCUGCUCUCGUACGUCACGUCCGACGCCUACUGGGCGCCCAGCUACGACUUGCAGCUCAGCACGAAGUCCGCGACAGGCACGCUCUGCUUUGACGCGCUCCUUACCAACGCCACGAGCGAGACCUGGGACAAGUGCAAGAUCACCUUGUCCACCUCGCAGGCCACGUCGUCCAGUCUCGCCGACAAGGCGCCCGAGCUCCGCGAGUGGGCCAUCAAGCGAGGCGGCAGUGGGGUGCCACUGCUGUACUCGCGCGAGGAGCAUCAAAAGAGGACCAUGGGCGCCUCCAUGACCAAACAGGGCAAAGCAAACAGGGAAGCCAUGUUUGGUUUCGCGGCCAACGAUCCGCGCGCCACCCAAGACUACCAGAUGCAGCUCAUGCUCCUGGAGCAGCAGAACAAGAAGAGGAUGGAGUUGGCGAGGCAGAAGCAGAAUCCUGGGGCCCAGGGAGCGUUCCCAGCGCCGCCACAGAUGCAGCAGCAGAGCCUCUUUGGGGGCAUGCAGUCAAUGCAACAACAGGCUGCGCCCACUGGCUCUGGAUUGUUUGGCGCCAGACGCUCAGCACUAUCUCAAGCUCAAGAGCAGCAGGCUCAAGCUCAAGCACAGCAGGCUCAAGCUCAGGACCUGACCCAGCACACCUUUGACGCGGAUCAGUUUGACAGGACGACGCGGGCUCGGGGAGGUAUGCGGUCUUAUCAGAGAGCGCUCAGGGCCGAGGUGGACGAGGAGGAGGAGGAAGGCUACUCCGUAUCCAGUGGGGACGAGACGCCCCGGGAGGAUCCCAACCUCGCCUUCCAGAACUCGCUCAUCGAGCAGACGGGCUUCGCAACAGUGUACGAGCUGCAGGGCCCCAAGACGCUGGCGCCCAGCUCGACAAGCGCCAAGCAGCGCAUCAGCACCAUCGACCUGUCGGCCAUCAAGUUCACGCACACGGUCGUGCCCAAGCUCAAGGCGGCGGCGUACCUGACGGCGACGAUUGCCAACACGAGCCGCAACAUCCUGCUGCAGGGUCCCGUGGGCGUCACGCUGGACGGCGGGUUCAUGGGCCGGACGACGCUGCCCCGAUGCCCCGGCGACGGCGCCGAGCUCCGGCUGGGUCUGGGUGUCGACCACGCGGUGCGCGUCGUGUAUGCCACGCCCGAGGUGCGCCGGAGCGGCGGCGUGUCGUACAAUGAGGAGAGGAAGAUCUACAUGCGCAGCGUGUACGUGGAGAACACGCACUCGGCGGACUCGAUCCGCCUCGUCGUCAAGGACCAAGUGCCCGUGUCCAAGGACGAGCGCGUCCGCGUCGAGGUGCUGCACCCGGACAAGCUGCGCGCAGAACACCAAGAAGAUGAUGGGAAGCAGCAGCAGAAACAGGAGGAGGUCGCCGAGGUGGGCGAGGCGGGCCGGAAGGCGGACGAGGGCCAGUGGGGACGUGCCGAGGUCAAGAUGCUCAAGACGGGCGCGGUGGACUGGCUCGUGACGCUGAGGAAGGGGAGGAGCGUCAGGCUGGCGCUCUCGUGGCUUGUCGCGACGCCCCUGGGGGAGGAGGCCAUGCAGGUCGACCACUAG